Messenger RNA from Amyelois transitella, 6331 nucleotides. Its product is annotated as rho guanine nucleotide exchange factor 17. Gene Ontology annotation, biological process: actin cytoskeleton organization. NCBI's taxonomy places the organism in Eukaryota, Metazoa, Arthropoda, Insecta, Lepidoptera, Pyralidae. Bases 462 to 5402 code for a protein of 1646 amino acids. The record is from RefSeq and is a predicted model, not a curated record. The transcript is spliced from 21 exons. Gene Ontology annotation, molecular function: guanyl-nucleotide exchange factor activity.
UUACUUGAAGUUGUGUACGAUCGGGUCGCGUGGCGGGUGUGCGCGCCGCGGCGGGGGCGGCGGGGGGCGGGGGCGGCCGGUCACGACCGCGCCGCGCCGACUUCGCACCGGUCGGGUCAGUUCCGAUCGGCGCCCGCGCAUACACGCGCGCUCAAAUACGAACACAACUAUUUUUUUCUUCCAAAAUUUCCUCUCGAGACUGCUUCUCCUUCUUUAGUCCAAGUUGUUACACAGAUAUAAAAGUGAUAGUGAUCAGACGGAAGUUUAUGUGAUUACUUUGCCGAACAAUAUGUUCCCGGGGAGAUGAUCUUUUUGCAUUGCAACUUUUGCACUACAGACCUUUAUGGUGUUUAAAAUUGUUACGAGUGAAAUCUUUAUCAGUGAAGCGGUGCGCAGGCGGCUCAUUGUCAGAUUAUCUCGACACAGAACUGGGUCGCAGCAUGCGGGGAGUGACGUGAGCGAUGUCGUCGGAAGCGCGCCCCCGCUCGCCGCCAGAGGGCGCGCGGCGCCGGCGGGAGCGGGACAACAACAGGUCGGGGUACGUGACGCUGGGCGCGGUGCGAUACUCUGUGCGGCGGGCGGGGGUGCCGGUGCGCGCGGGGGGCGGCGGGGGGUGUCCGUGUCGCUGCUGCAGCGAGGAGCUGGUGGCGGCGUGUCUGCCGCGCGCCAAGCCCGAGCGCCGCACGCUGGAGCGGCUGCGGGGCCGCCUGGGGCGCGGCCGCGACGACCGGCCCUCGCGCCACCAGCGGCUGCAGGCCCUCACCGAGCGGCUCCUGCCGCGCUCGCCCGCGCCGCCGCCCCCGCCGCCCCCGCCCCCGCCGCACUCCGCGCCCGUGCUGCCGCCGGUGCCGCCGCCGCGCGCCCGCCACCGCCACAGCCCUCCGCGCGGGCUCUCCGUCGACCGGUGCGAUGACUUCGACGCCGACAACAUCACGCUGGUUCGUGUCGAGCCCCGCUCCAUCGUCGGCUCGUAUGCUCAGAAGACUAUUCCUUAUCGGAGUGCGUCGUUUUCACAAGGAGACUUUGCGCAUGAUAAAUACUACAAAGUGCGACAGCCUUCGAUCUUUGAUUUUGGAAAACGUGCUUCUAAAACUGAAGCGGGUCGGUCGGGAUCGAUUCUGGCACGGCGGGAAGGCGAAUCAUCUCAAGAUGAAAAUGCUACGGAAGGUGGAUCCCUCGCAUCAGUAGACUCGGCGGUGGGUUCCGACGAGGGUUUGCUAGCGCACGCGUCUCCAGCGCCGAGGUCUCCGCCGCCCGCCGCCCCUCUCGACACUCUACACAAGCUUAGUGGCCGUUCGUUAACCCACCCGCUUCCUCGACGUAUUCCGUCAGUGCGUGAAGAAACUGCCACUGAAGCUGGUGGCAGCCUGCCUGUGCUCGGCCGGGUCCUUCAAGAAUUACGAGAGGAGAGCGAUGGCUCGCAGGCAGACAGUGCGCAGCCGCACAGCGAGGGCGCGUCGCCUCUUGAACCCACCCAACCGUUUGCUUUCCCGCCGUUGCCUGAACCACCACCUAACGCGUGUGCAAACUUGCAUUGUGAGUGUAGUAAUUUACCGGCUGAGAGUGAGGACACCGAGAGUGCUCCAGAGAGUUCUAUUCCAGUGCCUGUGUAUGAGUGUAUUGUGAAACAAUGGUCUCAGCAGGAAAUGCCCCAAGAUGAGCCAUCACGAGACAAUGCGUCGGAUGGUUCGCUAGAUAGAGACAAAGAGGACGAAACGAUAACUAGUGAACAAGUGGCCAAUUUAUUGGCAGCAGUGAAAAACACGGGAUCGGCGCCGGCGCCGUUGAGCCCAGCUCCUGUACUAGCUGCGUCUGGAUUGAGAGAACGGCGUCGGCCUUCCGACAAAUCAAAGCGGCGGAAGGGUAUCUACAUCACCACGGCUAGCGAUGACGGUGGAGAGGAGGAACCGCCGGCCAUCAACGGCUGCAAGCGCGAAAGCAGCGACGCAUCUCUUCAGGAAAUGCGUUUGUCUGCUGAAGCGCGGACUUCGUCUCUUCUUGGUGAAAAAUCGGAUGACUCGUGCACGAACGGUCCACCCAGUCCCUGCGAAGUAUCGACACUUAUGUGGCCUCGAUCGGAAGAGCUAAGAACGAGACGAGCGAGGUUUUCUCAACAGAGUUCAGACGAGAGGGACGAUGAGUCUUACCGGACGAGACGGAAAUACGGUGUCACUUCGCGAGGUGACUCUCCAUCCGAGGCGGAGAGCGAUACUUGUUCCCGAGAUCGGACGGCGUCGCCGUCGCCGUCGCCGUUCAGUCCGUCCGACACGUCCGACGUCGAGGUGAAGCGGCAGCAGUUCAGUCGAAGUAAUUUCGGGAAGACUUUGGAGGCGCCGUCUUUGAAAUCGGGGGAAGUGGGUAGGAGGAGUUUUUCAGAUGCCACAGUGCCGAACCGGAAGAGCAGUGCGGGCCCGGCGAGCGCGGGCGGCGCGCGCGGCCGCGGCCCCACGCACGUGCGCGCGACCUCCUCGCCGUCGAAGCUGGCGGGCGCGCGCGGCGCCGACCUGCUGCAGGAGCUGCUGCGCGGCAGCUCGGAGGCGCUCUCCAACACUUCGCACUUCGACAACGUCGUGCUCACGCUAGGAGAACAUAACGACACGCGGACGCACGUGGUGGUGGAGCUGUACGAGACUGAGAAAUCCUACGUGGAUUCACUUGAAAUACUCGUCAAGAAAUAUCUCCAACCGCUGAAAAGCCCGGAGAACGCUGGUCUGCUGGAGGCGGCCGUGGUGGACGAGAUCUUCUUCCAGGUCCCUGCCAUCCUGGCGGUCCACCGCUCGUUCCUCGAACAGCUCAGGCGGAGGCUGGAGAUGUGGGACCUCGCGCAGAAAGUGGGGGACAUCUUCUUGGAGGUGUUCACCAAACCGGCCGUGAUGGAGACGUACACGUGCUUCAUCAACAACCUGAAGCGCGCCAAGAGCACGGUGAAGACCGCCGCGGCGUCACGACCCGCCUUCGCCAAGUUCCUGGACGCCAUGGCGCGGGACCACAAGGGGAAGCUGUCUUUGGACAAUCUGCUCAUAAAGCCAGUGCAGAAGUUUCCUAGUUACAAACUGCUAGUGGAAAGACUCAUUAAAAAUACGGACCCAUCACACCCAGACCACAAGUACCUAUUAGAAGCUAAGAAGGUGAUCCUGGAACUUCUGGAGCUGAUCAACUGCACGGAGCGGGAGAGCGUGGAGCUGGAGCAGCAGCAGCAGAUCCUCAGGGACUUGGAACAACUCGUGGAGGGUUUGUCGGGGCUGGCCGGGACAGACAGAGUCCUGCUAAGGCACGACACGGUGACGAUGCCGGCCGCGCAGGGCGCCGUCAAAGACCGCGCCCUGUUCCUCUUCAACGACACGCUGCUCAUCACCAGCGUCAAGCGGCGAACUGGAACUAUCAAGAAACCCAUUCCAACAUACCAAAGUAAUAUAGCAAGUCAAAUGGAAGGCAACAAGUACAAACUUCUCAUGAGGAUACCACUUUCUGAUCUCGAAAUUGUUAAAGCAAAGGACGAAAACGUCCGGCGCAUGAUGUGCGAGGCGGAAGCGCUGUCGGCGGACGCGGCCACGCUGCGGCGCGUGUGCGAGCAGCUGCGCGCGCUGCGCUCGCCGCGCCCGCAGCUGGAGGAGGCGGCGCGCGACGCGCUGCGCGGCGCCGCGCUGCUGGCCGAGCGCGCCGCCGCCGACGCGCAGCUCGCCCAGCUGGAGCUCGGCGUGGCCACGCAGAACGGCCCCGAGAAUCUUACGAUAAUAUUCCCGAAGACAGAAAAGAGAAGCAGUUGGGAGGAGUUAGUGAACGAAACCAAACAGAAAUUGAGCGUGUGGAGCGGCGCGGGCGCGCCGGCGCCGGAGUUCGUGUCGCCCGUGCCCAUCCGCAAGACGCGCGCGGGGCUGCAGUUCACGUGCGCCGCGCCCACGCUGCCGCCGCCCGGACACGCGCCCGACGUCUGGGUGUGCAACAGCGACGGCUACGUGGGCCAGGUGUGCGUGCUGUCGCUGCAGCCGCGGCCGCAGGUGGCGGCGUGCAACGGCGUGUGCAACGCGCGCAUCCUGUGCGUGGCGUGCGUGCCCGCGCCCGCGCCCGCGCCGCGCGCGCGCCACGACCCAAGUACGAGUUCCCUGAACAGCGUGGGCUCGGCCAAACCUGGGAUCAGCGUGUCGGAUCCCGAUGACAGCUGUCAGAACAUACGCCUGGACAGCUCGUCAUCGAGCGACGAAGACGACGACGGUUCUUCAACGAGCGAGAACCCUGAGCAAAUGAGCCAAUCAGAGCGGCCUGCGCUGUCGCCCGCGCCGCCGGCAGCGCCGCUCGUGCCCAAUCACAGCAAGAGCCUCAGCUCCCCGCACACCGGCCACAUCGCGCCGCACCCAGUCAUGAAGUCGAACUCGAACCCGGCCGUCGACAAACAAGCUAUGGGUAUUACUUCGGGCACCCUGUCGUCGCCGGCCAGCCGCCAGUCGUCGGAGGAGGGCGGCGCGCACGCCACCAUGUGGCUGGGCACGGAGGACGGCUGCAUACACGUCUACAACUGCCAGGACAACAUCAGGGUCAAGAAGAACAAGAUCAAGUUGCAGCAUAACUCGGCCGUGCAUACUAUAGUAUAUUUAGAAGGGAAAGUGUUCGUGGCGCUUGGCAACGGCGACCUCGUUGUUUACGGAAGAGACAUAGAGGGCGGGUGGGCGGAGCGCGCGCGCGUGGCGGGCGGCGGCGCGGGCGGCGUGCUGGCGGUGCGCGGCCGCCUGUGGUGCGCCGCGCUCACCGCCAUCAAGAUCAUAUCGCCGCACACUUUGCAGGUUGAAGAAACAUUCCAAAUAAGCUGCGAGUCGCGGCCGAUCAGCCACAUGGCGGCGAGCGGCGGCCUGCUGUGGCUGGCGCUGCACAACGCGCCGCUGCUGCGCUGCUACGCCGUCGGCCGGCGCGAGCUGCUGGCCGAGAUCAACAUCACGCCCACCGUCACUAAGAUGUUGCACGGCUGCGACGACAUCAUCCGCCAGCACAAGGCGGCGUGCCUGCGCGUGACGGCGCUGCUGGCGCUGCGCGACGCGCUGUGGGUGGGCACCAGCGCGGGCGUGCUGCUCACCGCGCGCCACGCGCCCUCCGCGCCUCACGCUGCGCCCAUACUCACUGGUGUCACGUACGGACACACAGGUCACGUGCGGUUCCUGACGGUAGUCGAGAACCCUGUACCCCAAAAGCAGCCGCAAAAACCAACGCAAACGUCACUCAAGACGAAAGCGUUGAGCCGGCGGUCUACGAACGCGGAGAAACUUCAGAAGCAGGCGGAAUCCAAUCAGAACGACAAGGAGACGCUUGUUAUAUCUGGCGGGGAUGGCUACGAAGACUUCCGCAGUUCCACCAUGACGGAGGACGCGGGGAGGGAGGACUCCACCAAUCACCUGCUGCUGUGGCGCGUGUGAGCGAGACGGCGCGCUACAGGAUCCAGUGACGCGGUUGCUUCGGCGCCGCUCGGACACUUCGCGCCAGCGCAGACGUCCGACCUGAAUGUUUCCUCGUGAACAUUAUUCCAACUUUCAUUGAAAGAUAAACGUUGUAUGCUAAUUCAAUAUUAAACGUUUGAUGUGUUUGCGCUCUUUUGCGUCAAUGAGAUUAUUAACUAUUAGUUAGGACAUAAAAUGUCGAUCGAUCUUAAGGAAAUUAUCGAAAUUUUUGAGAUUUAUUUAACAUCAUACAGUAUUAUUGAAAUUUUAUAUAUUGGAGCUGUUAAUGGCGAUACAUUUAUCUGUAGACGUUUUAUAAUAAUAUGGAACUGUGUUUUAGAUCAAUUUACUGUGCGUAGUCAUAUCGGAAGUGUUUUGUCGGUGACUGUCCAAGUAGUGUACCUGCCUGUUCAAGUUGAGUAUAUGUGUGCCUAAAGUGUAUUUAGGUCUUAAUUGUUCAUAAUUGGUUGUCUUAGUAUCAGACCUCUACGGGAAUCAUCGUCCGAUGACAAUCAUUCGUUUUGUAACAAAGGUUUUGCGGUUAGAAUUUGAUUAGGUAUUAUCAAAAACGAUAUCAUAUUGUAUAGUUUGUAUGUAUAAUAUUGAUGCUCAUAGCACAUUUAUCAGAGAUUUUAUAAUUCCAGCUUUAAAGUUAAGAACUGAUUUUUUUUAACAUUUUAAAAUUUAUGAAACAUUUGUGGAGAGAAUCAGUGAUCAAAUGAUACUUAUCAAAUUAGACGCUGAAUUUUUAUAAAAAUCAUUCUAGUGAAAGAGUAGUUAGCGAUUGCUCAAAAAUCUCUAUAUGUUACCCGUGCCCACAUAUUGUAUAACAUUAUUUAAUUAUUGAAUGUUCGGAUGAUGUAUUCUAUAUUUAUAAUGCAGAGUAAUAAAACAAAGUCGCACUAACA